Amoebophrya sp. A25 is the source of this 5132-nucleotide messenger RNA. NCBI's taxonomy places the organism in Eukaryota, Dinophyceae, Syndiniales, Amoebophryaceae. The record is from the annotation of a GenBank genome assembly.
AUGGGUCUCCUCUUAGUCGACGUUGCGCGAGACUUGAUCGAGGACAGAUUCGCGAUGGACGCAACUGCGGCCGAACGGCUUUUACACGAGUACAGCACGAAGUUUUGUCCGGCGACUACUUCUAGCACGACCCCUUUGGAUGUUGUUGCGAAGACGGGAAGUCAGACCAAGAUGGACGAUGCAAUGAACCCAUCUUCGUCCGGGGCCAUAAUCCCUGCCACACGAGAUGUUUUAGCAGGUGCAGACGAAGUAAGGGCUGCCGGGAUCAGCAAGUUGGCGGUGAAAAAUUUUAUCAAGGGACACGAAAUGCAGUUCUAUCUGCCUCUGGAGGCGCUCGUCGAAAAUGAGGCAGAGGAAAGGAGGAGCGAGGAGAACAACCUGCUACAACGACCAGAACUACAUGACCGAGAGAACAAUCUUUCAACGGAUGCAGCACUACGGCGGGCCGCUAGAAGUUCUAGUACUACAGCUUCUCCAGAACGACCUCCCACUUGUCCUCCAGCACCUGGACUCGACAAUUUGUUAGUUCCUGUUGAGUUCGCUCGACAUUUGCUUCACUACUUGCACGAUCUCCGUCACACCGACGACGUCGUUUGCGCCGUCCUGCAGUUGCUGGAUCGCGUUCUGUGUCGACACAGCACCACUUUUCGCAAAGCUCUCGGCUUGGUCUUAAAUCAGCAUAUCAUGGUAGCGCGAGAAGAUUGCGUCAUCCACCCAGUUUCAUCUACUACUACAGCAGCCAUGAUCCCGAGCGAUAGAACAAUAACAAUAAAUGGGAACAAAAGUAGUUGGGGAAAAAUGGACGGUCUCAACCUGCUAGCAGAACUAGGUACGCGACAACACCCUCUGAUCCACACGCAUGCAGUGCGGAUACUGACACUGUGGGUGCAGGAUACCACAGGCAGUUCCCUGCUUUUGGCGCAUGACUGCGAAAAGUUGCGUGGAGGUGGACACUCUGGCACUUCUUCUAGUACGUCGAGCUCCAAGGGUAGAUCGGGGCAGCAUCUGUACACGCUAACGGACCGACACGCGGCUCUGCGACCACUCGUUCUGCACAUUGCGCGGCAAACAGAGCAGACAGAAGCCGGGUGUCGCUUCUUGGUCGCCUUGUUUUAAGGGUAGUUUUUAAUCACUCUCCCAUGUGGACUAAUAUGCUGCGCGGAGUCCUCCUUGAUUUAAUACACGGGAAAAUUAUACGGGGGAAAGAGGGCAACACACUCGACUCGGGAUAGUGAAGAACUACCUUCAAUUGUUGCGGAUUAACGCGAUGCCGACAGGCACAGGCCCAGGCGCAUCUACUUUUCCAGGAGGACGAGCACGAGGCGAUGUGCAAGACUCUUCAAAUCAGGUUUCAUUUACCGAACAGGCGUGCCGCGAGGAGUACCAGUUGUUACUGCAAAACGGCAUGCGUGCGCUAGAACAGCGCGACUUCGGCAAGCUGAGCGCGCUUUUCGAGCUCGGCCUCUCUCUCGACGACGCCUCAUUGAGACAGCGGCUGCAGCGUGAGGCGGCUGUAAGGCAGCUGCUGCACGAGUCCAGUGUAGCGAAACGAGAGCAAGCAGUAGCAAGGGACCGAAUGCGCAAGUUAGGAAACCAAAAAAUGAUUGGCGUCGUCGACGAUUUCGUGGCUGAGGCAGCAGGCGAUUUCGCGGACGGCCGCCUUCGUGACCGAGGAAGUCCUGAGUUCUUGGCAGAGAAGGCAUCUUUCGGUUUCGGCGGAACGUUUGAGGAACGGAUGCACAAAUUCUCAGCGCCACUGACUCGCUCGUCUCGCAGUGGCGGGACUACAUCAAAAGGGCGUGCUAUUAUUCACACAGGAGGUGGGUCGAAAGAAACGAGUACUACGGCGCGAACCACCGAGCUUGGUCACGACCAGUCGCUCGGAGCUUCUCUUGCAGAGUCGAGAUACAGAACUGCCGACGAAAGCAGCAAAGAAACAGCACUGUCGUUGCUCGCGUCAGGAGGAGUCUAUGACCACUCGGACCAUGAGCAAAAGCAAUUUCUACAAGGAGUGGCUGCAGCAGGUCCCUCGGGAUCAUCUGCGGCUCCUAGAUCUUCCGCUGAUGCCGUUACUGCCGCUGCGUCGAGAAACAUAAGUGAAGAAGAAAAUGUCCUUGAUGAGGAUGAUCCAUUGUCUUAUCGCCUCUUGGAUUUGCGGAGUGAUGAAGGCUUCCACCUUGGGUCCGCGAUGGCUACUUCGGCCCCCUAUUCGGUCGUACCAGCUCACAUGCGCGAAAUAUUCUACAGUCACGUCUAUUUGAGCAUGCUCAGCCAGCAGAACGGACCUCGACUUAUACACGAUCGCAACCUCCAGAAAUUCUACGUUCUUCUCAACUCACCAGAGUGUGUUGCCUUUCUCAUCGAGACCCUGCUAGGACUCAGCGGACCGAAAGAUGCAUUGACGAAUGGACUUUCAAAUGUAGGGGAAAAAUAUUGUGAACAAUUUACCAUAGAACAACGAGCACGUCGUAAGUUGUAAGAAGUUGUAGUACUACAACUAGUACUUCUUUUUAAUUUGAUGAAAUGUACUCGUACAACUCCUAGUGCUCAUGUAACAUACUUCUCAUUUUUCUCAUACCCUUCUUGAAGAUUUUGGGAAGAAGACGUAUGCUCGUCCUCCAGGAUGAUAUUAAGCUCAAGAAUGAUUGCUCUUCCAGACCCAGGAGAAAAUUCAGAUGAUUGAACUUGACGUCCUAAUCUAAUCUCCGCCACAGAAUGGUCUCAGCAGACGACGCAUAUGGACGUCCUUGCUUGCUGGCGGUUGCUGCGGCGUCUGUCUACGACCGACGACUUGGAGCGCGAGGUGGGGGACGGUUUUCUCAAUGCUGCACGAAAGGUAGAGCAACUGCGUACAGAGCCCCGUGUCUCUCCUGCUGAACUCGCGCAGCGUGAGCGGGAACUGGGAGUCUGUCGCACAGAGAGAGACAUCGCAGCUCAGCAGAUUUUGGUCAAGAAUGAAGCAUUGCAACAAGCUAACGCAACGCUAGAGACCUGUGUGCGGCAGCUGCAACAGCAACAAGAAACGCUGAUGGAAUUGCGCGAGACACGCUCGUCGCUAGAGGCCGCGGAGGAACGCCUAUCCGCUUCAGCCGCAGAGAACGCGCGCGUUCUGCAGGAGUCGCUUGACAAAGAUGCGUUACUAGCGCAUUUUGAGCAGCAAGCCGCGCAGAUGGCUGCGGACGGACAGCACAGACUGGGCCAGGCCGUAGACAGUCAGACGGAUCUGUAUCGUACUGUCCGUGACCUCGAAAUGAGACUACAGCAAGCGCAAGAGGACAACCGGCAGGUGAACGCGCAGAACGACACGCUGAGACGGGAAAACGAGCUCUUAUCCGAAGCAAAUGCGCGCAUUGGCACACAACUGAAGCUACUGGAAAUGAAGGAUAGAGAAAGGGAGGCGGAGAAAUUAAACAUACUGAAGCUACUGGAAAUGAAGGAUAGAGAAAGUUAAGGCUCAACUUUCAGUGGUCAUCGAGGUUAGUCAUAGUCACUGAGAUCGAAGAGCAGAAGACCCCAGGAGAGAACAGGGGAAAAUGAAGGGAAAACAAAGUAGGGAGAGGCAACAUGGCUCGUUUUUCUUUCAGAAUCAGAAGUGACCACUGAAUGCUGACCUUCAAGAAAGGGAGGCGGAGAAAUUAAACAAGGGCCGUCAAGAACGAGAUGGAGGACACCUGGACGCGAGGGGCGAACAAGGUAACUCAACCUCUGGUGUCAUGGCCAAAUCGGGGGUUCCCUAUGAUAGUGGUGCAGCUACAAUUGCAGCAAGUGAAGACAUCAACCGAAACAAGUAUAAUGACAACUUCACUACGUUGCGCGCACCUCCAAAACAAGUCGUAAACAACAGGGGUAGUACUUUUAGUAGAGGAAAUGCAACAAAUCCACUCAGUCAAGUAGAACAUGUUGUGGGAGAUACAAAUACAACAUCAAGACAGCUUGACACGACGAUGCGAACGGCAGAAAUGAUGGGGGACCUUUUCAGGACGUCCUUAGCUGUCCCAGCAGGACGGACGCUUGACCCAGAACUGGCUGCAAUCGAUAGUCGCUACAAUCAACAUCUAGUGUUCGGCAAAGAAGGAUCAUCAGCCAGCGUCAUACCUGCACCUCCGCCAAAACCAAGAACGCUCAAAAGUCUCGAUUACCUGAUUCCUGAAGCAGGAAUGGAUCUAAGUGGAACUAAAGGACCUAUCACAGCGUCUGCUGUUGUAAAUCCUCUACUACAAAACUCGUCCUCAGGAGGUCCUCGUGGGUUUGAUUUUGGAAGGAGAAGGGGAGAAGGAGAACGUGAAAAAUCGCGGACACCUUCGCGGAAUCUACAACCUUCCAACAGAGGAGGUGUUGGAGCACAUGGUCAAGAGCCUAGGAGCAAGGCAUCUUCCACUCACCUGUUAUCGUCUUCGCGAUCGAGAUCACCGCCAAAAACGGGUCGGCCCAUGGAGGUAGUUUCAAAUAGGCAAGCAAACGCAAAUAGGAUCCGGACUCAAGCAGCAGCCGGACGAGGGCGCAUCGGCUCGCGCACACGGUCACCACUGAAAAACUACGACUCGUUUGCGCCGUCUGCGACCCGCGACAACGGUAAUAGGAGCAGAUCAAAUUCUCCGGAGAAAUCUGCACGUGGACUCAGAGCGCCGACGCUUUCCAGUACGCUGAAGCGUGCAGGCGUGCUCAGCGUGCCUGGCACAACUAGAAGUACUGGAGACCACGAAAAGAAGGCUUGGAAUUACGCAGCUGGCGGGUCACGACCGCGUUCCCCAGACAAAGGUGCGCUGUUUUCCACACCGUCUGCUUUUUCGGCGCAAGUACGAGCAGACCCUCGCCACGCUAGGGCGAAGAAUAGGCUUCGGAGUGUGUCAUUUUCACCACCGAAACGCGUAAGCCCGAUCAAAAAAGCUGCACAGAAGCCAGCGCUCAAGAGGUCUCAUCCUGAUCAUCCUCAGCAAAACAAAUUUGCUUUUCCUACCGGUGCAAGCGCUUACCGCAGAUACCAGCGAGAGGAUACAGUUUUUGAUGAAAAACCUGAAAGUCCUCCACAUGAUCCCUCUAAAACUAUCGACUUCGAUGACGCCAUAUACAAGCGAGCGGGCGACAUGAAAUGGUUGGAGGACAAACGAAGGCAUCUUCGUUGGGGAUCUUGA